AUGUCACAUGACUGAAGAAAAUUUGAGAAAUGCCGACGAUAAUCUAUCUUUUCGCUUUAUUAAUUAUUAACAAUGCUGCUGCAUCAGGAAUGUUGUACCCGAGGUUUUCAGAAACUCGAACUAUAAUUGAAAUUAAUGGCAUGUGGAAAUUUAGAGCUGACAUGUCUCCUACAAGAAACGAAGGUUUCUUGAAAAAGUGGUAUACACAACCACUGUCACAGACAGGAGAUGUGAUUCCUAUGCCAGUACCAGCAAGUUACAAUGAUAUAACACAGGAUAGAAAGUUGAGAGAUUUUAUUGGUUGGGUUUGGUACGAGACCGAGUUCUUUGUUCCAGUAGAAUGGCAACAGAAACGUGUUGUUUUAAGAUUUGAUAGUGCUCAUUAUAACACUGUUGUGUGGGUAAAUUCUAAAGAGGUUUUAAGUCAUGUUGGAGGCCAUCUUCCUUUUGAAGUUCAACUCAAUUCCUCAUUGAAUAUUAAUGGAGUGAACAGACUUACUGUAUCAGUUAACAAUACUCUAACACCGAGCACUCUGCCUCCAGGGACAAUCCAUUAUAUGAAAGAUACAAACAGAUAUCCAGCAGGCUAUUUUGUUCAAGACAUCCCUUUUGAUUUCUUCAACUAUGCUGGUAUUCAUCGCUCUGUCAAACUGUAUACAACACCAAAUGUUUUUAUUGAUGAUAUCACCAUAGUAACAGAUGUAAAGGGAUCUGAUGGUAUUGUGAAUUAUUCAAUUACUGGAGGAGGACCAUCAAAUGACACCACCAUUACAGUCGAAGUUCUUGAUGCAGAUGGCAUUCCUGUUGCUACUAGUAUUAAACAGAAUGGACGGAUGAUUAUACGCAAUGUUAAUCUGUGGUGGCCAUUUGGUAUGAGUAAAAAGCCCACUGCUUAUAUGUAUACAUUAAAGGUGAUAUUGAAAUCUAGUGCUGGUAUAGAUGUAUACAGACAACCAUUUGGUGUAAGGACCGUCAAAGUCACAAGUACACAACUACUGAUAAACAACAAACCAUUUUAUUGUCAUGGUGUACCAAAACAUGAAGAUUCUGAUAUAAGAGGUAAAGGACUAGAUUAUGCUCUUAUAGCUAAAGAUUUCAACUUACUGAAAUGGUUAGGAGCUACGUGUAUACGAACAUCACAUUACCCUUAUGCUGAGGAAAUCAUGGAUCAGUGUGAUCAACAAGGCAUUGCAGUUAUUGAUGAAAGUCCUGGUGUAGGAAUUACCUCUGUUCAUAAUUUUGGCAAUGCUUCACUGACACAUCAUUUAGAAGUAAUGAACGAGAUGGUUAGACGAGACAAGAAUAGACCAGCAGUCAUUAUCUGGUCUGUAGCUAACGAACCAUUAGUCACAGUACCACAGGCAGAGCAUUAUUUCAAAUCUGUUAUUAUGCAUACAAAGAAUUUAGACCCAACAAGACCGGUUACAUUUGUAGCAGCUGUUGGACCUAAUGGUGACUAUGCUACCAAGUAUGUAGAUAUAUUAUGUAUAAACAGAUAUUUUGCAUGGUAUUCAGACUGUGGCCAUACUGAACUUAUUCAAAAACAAGUGGAAUAUGAUAUGAAUAAAUGGCGGGAACAUCACAAUAUUCCAAUAAUAGUAACAGAAUAUGGAGCAGAUACUGUUGCAGGAUUACAUCAGAGUCCAUCCUUUGUGUUUACUGAAGAAUAUCAAGUAGAAUUUCUCUCUGAGUAUCAUGCAGCAUUUGACAAGCUGAGGAAGAAAUUCUUAGUUGGAGAAAUGGUCUGGAACUUUGCUGACUUUAUGACAAAGGAAGAUAUAACCAGAGUGGUAGGAAACAGAAAAGGACUGUUUACGAGGCAGAGACAACCCAAAAUGUCUGCACACUUGUUAAAGAAAAGAUAUGAAUCUAUAAUGAAUCAAACUAUAUCAGUAAUUCAUUAACAUUGUCAUAUUUUAGAACUGAAUUAUUGAAAGGAGCUCACAGGGUCCAUAACAUAUAUUGGUCAUUUGAUACUGAAGACUAAGAAUAAUAAUAAUAAAGUGUGUCCAUUGCUGUGGUUCAAUAUUAAAAUGAAAGGAAAUUUAAAGUCAUAGUUGUGUUCAAAGAUUACACAGCAAAUUACACAUUUAUUAAGAAAAAGAAUUGGGGCUGGUAUGUUUAUGGUACUAGAAAUUUCAGCUUACCUUGAAUAUUUUGAGAAUUCUGUUUUGAGGGAUUUUGAUAUAAUAUUGUAACCAAAGCUUAAAUUGUUUCAUUCAUUGCAAAAGCAUUUUGUUAUCAGGGUUAUUGUAUAAUGUAAACCAACUUAUUUUCACGGAAUCUUUAUUUCGCUUUUAGCCAUUGCUCUCCUACUUCGCGAUUUAAUUUCGCGAUUUUCAAAUAUAGUUGAUGUAGUUAAGUAGGAAAGAUCCAAGUUUAACGUAUUCACAGCGAUUUAUAUCCGCGUUAUUUUUCUUCUCGCGAAAGUCGCAAAAAAAUAAAUUGUACACGAAAAUUAGUUGGUUUACAGUAUGUCACAACAAUAUGAGAUCUCAGUAAUUCAUUUGGUAUAUUGGUUAUUAAAAUGUACUGUACUGAAUUCAAAUUAAUCAAUACUGCCUUAUCACAUGUUGUUGGCAAUUCAAACCAAUAAAUAUAGGUUUUAGUUGUGAAUUUAUAGUAACACAAAUUUUUUUUCUACAUGCUUGCAUUUAGAUAAUUAAAAUUUUGUAUUUUGGUAAAAGGAUAUAUUUAUAUGUUUAUGUUUUGUAGUUUUAGUGAAGGAUAUUGUUGGUGGAAGCUUGUAGCUUCAUAGAGGGUGUUUUGUUUUGUUUAGAUUUACAAUGUAAGCAUAAUAUUUAGGGGAAGGGUGUGGAAUUAUGAUCACAAUAAAAUCAAAUACUUAAAUUUGGUAUUUAUACAGAAUAAAAUGAAUUGUAAGAUAUUUUAAUUAGAAUAAGAUAUAAAUAUAUGAUUAGCCAUAAACAUAAGUUUUGAAAAGCUUGGUUUCCGAUAAAGUUUAGUCUUUGCUAUUUCAAGACAAUGUUAUUGACAUAUCCUGUACAUGAACUGUUACAAGUAUGAGUUUCCCUGGUGAGAAGUUAAAAAUCUGUCAAAUGUGCAUCCAAAAUAAACAAAUAUCUUCAAUAAUUAGGACCAUUGUAUUUUAGUAAUAUACACUGUGGUGUACUUUUGUAAAGGGGUUUUCAAUAUUUGGAAAAAUGUUUGCAUUGCUCAAUCUUUGUAAUGGUAUUAUUCAGACAUGAAUAUUAAUAACAAGAUAGUUGUCUCAUUGGUAAUCAUGCCACAUCUCCUUAUUUUUAUAAUGAAUAUUAAUAUAAAGUAAGUCUUGUUUUUUUUGUUUUUUUGUUUAUAUUAUACCCCACUCUACAAAGACUGGCUAUAUUGAAAACACCUUUGUCCAUCCCUCAUUUUGUCUUGAUGUUUUCUCUCAUAUAUAUAAUGUUUUUGUGAUUCCAACAGUUGUCUCCCAUAUCUAAUGUAUCUUGAGAUUUGCAAACAUUGUCUCUAAUAGGAUGGUUCCUCCUAUGGCAUUAACUUAAGUGUGUUAUAGUUCUAUUUUAAAUCACAUGUUAAGCUUUAGAAAGCUGGACUUGCAUUGUAAUUUAUCCAGAAUAUCAGAAUAUAUUAUUUUAAAUAGUCAAAUUGCAGAAACAUUCCAGGGUACUUUAUUUAAAUCUAAUUUGAGCCAUUAUUAAAAAAAAUAUAUAUUAUUUUGCAAUGUUAUAUGCAGGAUGACAAUUCUAAUAGUUUAUGAUGUUUACAUUUUAUAAAUAUUUAAAAAAAUAAGAUGUAAAAAAAAGGAAAAAGCUUAUAUGAAUAUAUCUUGCCAAAUAGGGCAUUACUCUUAUUGAAGUAUCAUAUUUUGUAAAUAGAAAAUAGAGAAAGUAAGUGAAUUUACUUAUUCAACAAUUGCCUGCAUUUUAUACAUGCAAAUUUUGUAUGAUGUCUCAUGUCAGCUUUGGACUGAAUCUCUGCAUUUUGCAACAAAUAUGGUAGUAGUCAUCAUUUUAAACAUUUGAUCAUUGAAAUGUAUUAAACAAAUAGACAACCGUAGACAAUUGCAGGAGAGAAUUACUGCAAAUAAAAAUUAGUUUAAUAAGAAUGCAUUUUGUCAUGUAAAAUUAGGAAAAAUUCUUUAAACAACUCCAUUUUGAAAAUGCACAACCUCAGUUAUAAGCAAACUCUGCGAAUUUCCAAAGAUCUUGGUUAAAAACACUUUGUUCCUAAAUCUGAAAAAAUGAGAAAAAAUUAUUUAAACAAAUCACAACAGUCUGAUUAAAAUCAAAUCUAUCAGCGCUCCCAUUUUCUAAACAUUAAUAGCAAGUAAGAGGUAUGACAACUUCAAUGUAUGUGCUUGCCCUACAUUACCAUUCUAUAAGCUGGUUUUGGACUUUGUCCAAUCCAGCCAAAACAUAGAUAAAUUCAAAUUAGAAUUAUUCUUCACAUGUGUGUUAAGUCUAUUAAACUUUCUCAUGUGCAUGAAUUUCAAUGGAAUAAAAUAAAGUGACUAUCUGUGUCAGAUAUUUAUAACUGCAAUACUGUAGAACUAAUUUCAGUUACACUAAAUGUUGCCUAGUGGGUAAAGACAAUAUUAAUAUUUUUGUGUUUUAAUUUGUUUAGUUUCUUUUGUUGUUCAACCCAUUUCUUUGUUGAUAACUAGUAUUGCUACUAUAUUUCUCAAUAUUGUUACUUUUAUAAAACAAAGGGCAGUAUUGGACAAAAUGUUUAUUAUUUUUUAUAUACAAAACAUUUUAUCAUAUUUUGUUAUCUCUAUAUUAUAUUUAGAAAAUAAACUUUGUCAUAUA
Molecule: messenger RNA, 4772 nt
Organism: Mytilus californianus (California mussel)
Lineage: Eukaryota; Metazoa; Mollusca; Bivalvia; Mytilida; Mytilidae
Product: beta-glucuronidase-like
Exons: 12
Coding region: 30-1904 (624 amino acids)
Biological process (GO): carbohydrate metabolic process; glucuronoside catabolic process
Molecular function (GO): carbohydrate binding; beta-glucuronidase activity
Source: RefSeq, a predicted model, not a curated record